GAUAUAUAGAGAGAAGAUGGCCAUGACAACAAAGCCAAUUUCUUCAUUCGCCGUAUUUUUCAUUUUCUUUUUGGUUAUCUUUGAAAUGCCUGAGACCGAAGCGCAGGAUAGAGAGUGCUUGAAAGAAUACGGUGGUGAGGUUGGCUUCAGUUAUUGUGCGCCUUUGAUACGUCCGACGUUUUGUUUUAGACGAUGCCGUGAGGACAAGGGAGCUAAAGGUGGAGAAUGCCGUUGGGGAGAUGAGUUUAAUGUUAAGUGCUUAUGCGACUUCUGCAGCGACAAAGCUUAUGAUCAGAUUCUAAGUACUGGUAUUUGAUCAAUCCUGCAUGUGUAAAAAGAAAGGCGACGAUGGUCCAAGUAAUAAUGUAGUUGUCGUAAUGAAUAUGUGAAAUAAAUAAAAAAAGCCGGAAGUAUCCAAGGCUAUCAUCGCUUGAUCAUAUUAUGUGGUUUGUCUCGUGCAUGGUUAGAAGCGAAUAAAAUAGUUAUCGAUUUUCAUA
This is a messenger RNA of Brassica napus (rape), 497 nucleotides long. RefSeq names its product defensin-like protein 2. Gene Ontology annotation, molecular function: sodium channel inhibitor activity. The transcript has 2 exons. Lineage: Eukaryota; Viridiplantae; Streptophyta; Magnoliopsida; Brassicales; Brassicaceae. The record is from RefSeq and is a predicted model, not a curated record. The coding region runs from base 17 to 316 and encodes 99 amino acids. Gene Ontology annotation, cellular component: extracellular region.